Molecule: messenger RNA, 942 nt
Organism: Leptosomus discolor (cuckoo roller)
Lineage: Eukaryota; Metazoa; Chordata; Aves; Leptosomiformes; Leptosomidae
Source: RefSeq, a predicted model, not a curated record
GGCCCUUGGCGAAGGCAAUACACCAAGGUGCGGCAGGGUGCUGUGCCCCCUGAUGUCCACCCUCACAAACCUGCAGGGCCGGAUGGCUCCCACACCUCUCGUACUGGAGCCCUCCAGGCGGUGGCCGCCUCAAUGCAGAGAGCAGUGGCUGUGGCAGGCAGCGAGGUGCCCGUCCCCCACGGAGCCAUUGAGGGCAUCCCCAUCAAACACGUGCUGGAGCCGGGCAACUCCAAGACAGGCAACAAAGCCAGGGAUGAAGCAUACACCCCGUCUGCCUGCAAGGAGCCAGGGGCCAGGAGCAGGAGCCGCAGCCUGAAGCUCAUUGCCCAACCUAAGGCAUCCCACAGUAGCAGGGAGCCCCGAGUAUACACCCAGGGCCGGCUGCCCGUGCCCACCGUGCACAGCCAAGACCCUGUACCCCACCAGGAGAACGAGGAUGAGUGUGCAGUCUGCAGUGACGGCGGGGAGCUCAUCUGCUGUGACGGCUGCCCCAGGGCCUUCCACCUUGCUUGCUUGGUGCCUCCACUGCCCUGUGUCCCCAGCGGGACAUGGCGCUGCAGCUCCUGUGUGGCAAGUGUGGCAGAGCUGGGCCAGCCGCGGGAGGCGGACAUGGCUGCGGAGCAACCCCCCGAGAUCCCAGGGGAGGAGGUGUGCAGUGCCCAGCGAGGCGGAGGUGAUGGGAGCAUCUGUGGCCGCUGCUUCACCCGGAUCCCUGCACCCCAACACUGCCCCGUGCCUGGCAGGGACCCUGGGGGGCUGCUGCUCUGCACAUCCUGCGCAGACACCCCAGACACAGAGGAUGUUUUCCCUGGCAGUGACCCUGUGCCAAGCAGGGAUGAGCUCGAUGCGCUCCUGGGUGAGGGUGCCUGGGACGGGAUACUGCAGUGGGCAUUCCAGAGCAUGGCGCGGCCCCUGGCAGACACCCACAGGAUUUCAGCCUAG